This is a messenger RNA of Tribolium castaneum (red flour beetle), 1409 nucleotides long. RefSeq lists its product as uncharacterized. NCBI's taxonomy places the organism in Eukaryota, Metazoa, Arthropoda, Insecta, Coleoptera, Tenebrionidae. The coding region runs from base 142 to 1389 and encodes 415 amino acids. The record is from RefSeq and is a predicted model, not a curated record. The transcript has 2 exons.
CAAAGAAAUUGCCAAAAUAUUCAAAGUCAUCCCUUCUCAGCAACAGAUAAAUCAGUUGAUAAUCUUUUUGGCUAUAAAAGCAACAUUAUCUCUGUUUAUUCGCAUUACGUUUUGCUUUCACACAGUGGUAAACAAUUAACAAUGUGUGCAUCUAGUAAUUUUGAGAAACAACUCCUCUCUGUUCUUGAUGACGCAGCUAAGAAACUCAACUUAACCAACUAUUCGGUAAAUCUGAAUCUCACAGCAAAUAAAGGAGAUGGAUUUUUGGGUGAAUUCUACAAAGUUUCAAUAACAGACAACGAAACUAACCUUACUCACCAUUUGGUGAUAAAGAGAGCUCCAACAGAAGCCGUAAGAAGAACCCAAGACGAGAUAGAAGAAAUUUAUAGAAACGAAAUUUUCUUCUACACGGAAGUGUACCCGGCGUUCAAACAAUUCGAAAAGGAGCAGCACAUGUGUGAAGCUUUUGACUCGAUUCCCGAAUUUGUGACGUGCUGCAAAGAGCCGGGGCGAGAGCUUUUGGUUUUUAAAGACAUUACAAAAGCGGGGUUUGAACUGCGGGAGAAAAAUUUACUGCUGGAUGACCAACAUACGAGAUACAUUUUCAAGACUUACGGGCAUUUUCACGCAAUUUCGUUUUGUAUGAAAGAGCAGGAUUGCGAAAAGUUUGAAACGUUGACAAAGUCACUGAAAAAUAUCUGGCUACUGUUUGCCAAACGAAAAGCCUUCCGUGAAACACUUGCAAAAAUUUCGGAAAAAGUAUGUGAAAGUUUAGAUCCAAUUAAGGAUUCUAAAAUCGUGGAAAAGUAUCAAAACUACAAAAAUAAUUGCACCGAAAUCUUUGAAAAAAGUGGACAUUAUGAGGGAAAAUAUUCCGGGAUUAUUCAUGGAGAUUGUUGGUCCAAUAACAUGAUGUUCAAAUAUCAGGAACCAGCUAAAUCGAAACUAGUUGACAUGAAUUUAUUAGAUUUUCAAUUAUUCACAACCGGUACUCCUGUCUACGACUUAUCGUACUUUUUCUACACAGGCGGUUCGAAAAAAUUGUUCGAUAAACUAGAAGAUUAUUUAGAUAUUUAUCAUGCUAGUUUUUGCAAAACUGCAAUAAAUCUCGGUUGUGAUCCCAGAAAAUUAUUACCAAGAAAAGUCUUGAGUGAAGAAUGGAGAAAAUAUGCCAAAUACGGAAUGAUUCUUGCAUUCGUUUUAACUAAAAUUAAACUCACAAGUAAAGAAGACCACAUUGCAAUGGUGGAAAACGCUGAUAAGCAAAAAAGCGUUGAUGAAGAUGUAGAUGCUGGAGAAACAUUUAUGCAAGUGAAAUAUGACGAAGAGUUGUUUAAGGAAAGAGUCCGCGAUAUCUUGCUGCAUAUGUACGAAAUAGAUGCUUUAUGAAAUAAAGAAAUUGAAGUAUU